This is a messenger RNA of Cladocopium goreaui, 2166 nucleotides long. The record is from the annotation of a GenBank genome assembly. NCBI's taxonomy places the organism in Eukaryota, Dinophyceae, Suessiales, Symbiodiniaceae.
UCUGACCUUGCUCAGGGAGACUUCCACCAAAGUCUUGUGGAUCUCACUUCUGCUCUGCAGAAAAUCUGGGUUGAUUACUUUCUCCGUGCGCUGGAGCAACUCUUUGUACAGUUUCCAUUGCUGUGUACAUUUGUCUUGAGCCACUGGCCAUGGGCACUUCUGGUCCUUCUGGUCCUUCUGGUGUUUCUUGGGCUUCCUCUACUUGCCGGCAUGUGGGCGCCCAUGAAGACCGGGUGCACCAUGAUUCAGGCCAUGGAGACAAGUUUCACAAAAUUGACCCACAUGUCUGUCCAUGUCGUCUUGCCAGUCGCGCUUUUCUAUGGUGACUUGGUCAGUGAUGCCUUGGUCAUGAGCAAAUUCUGGCAAGCUCAGCACUAUCAAUAUUUCACGCUUAAUGCCUUGGCUAUUCUGGCUGGACUGGUGACCACAAGUGUGAUAGGAUCUGCAGGUAUGGGCAGUGCAAGCGAGGCAUUGCAGCCCAUAAGGGGCUGCACGGCCGUGCUAACAUUUCUGCAUGUCAUACCAUUGUAUUGCUUCUUCUUCACAUUUUGGCAAUUCGCAGAUGCAAAAUUUGCCACAUACAAGUCUGAUGCCUUUGACCGCCGGCUGAGAGAUAAAGGUCUCACCGCAUUGAUGGCUUCCUCAAUCAUUGGUGAGACAUUUGGGGAAGCAAUGCUGAGUUCGUUUGUGCAGCUGUACGCGGCACUUCGUCACGGACCACUGCAGUGGCCAUCCCUCUUGGCAUGUUCUGCUGCUCGGCCAAAAGCGUCAUUUGAUGGAGGAGGUCAGUUAGUUCUGCUGAGUCUGAUCUCACUUGGUGAGUCCUUCUCCAAGAUCGAUAAGUUCGGUCAUGUAAGUCGUUAUCGACAGGGGCAGGCCGUUGUGGUCGGCUUAGCCAAGCCGCAGUCCGUGGCGUAUGCCGCCCUGUUGCUCUACAGAUGGUUGGCGGUCUGCAGCCGAUUGCUACUUUUCCCGCUGUUUCAGCUGGCAUUGCAUGAGGACUGGCUAUUUCUGCUCCUUGUUUUUGAACUUCAGCUUUGGCAUGUUGCUUACGGGGGCUCCCUUCUAUGGAUCGCUGAUUGCAUUCUCCAAGCAGGUCUGGUGGUUUACUGCACCGAGAAUCGCUGGAAACUCUUCUUUGCGAUUCCCAAUACGCUCAGCUCGUUCGAGCCACUGCUUUUGAGCGGGGAAGGUGCUUUGCUUUCUGUUAAUGUGGAGUUGCAUGCAGUUCUACAUUGCGCCGAGUCGGUGGCUGCGAUCUGGAUGGCCAACGCAUUUGGGAGUGGAGUCCCGGGAUUGUGGGAAGAACACGGCUUUGCCCUCCGACUGUUCCUUGCCUCUAGCGUGAUUCAAUGGCCUUUACUCCUGAUCCUGCGCUGCUUCUGUUCCCACCAACUUCCAAGCCAUGAUUUCGUGGCUGUGAGGGAUGAUUGCCUUUCUGAAGAAGCACAAAGCAUUUGCGACUCUUGUGACGCAAAGAUCCCGUUGUAUGUGGCGGCAAUUGUUCCCUUCACGAUGAAAAGUGGCUGUGAUGUGGCAAAGUUGCUUGAUCUCAUGAUGAAGGGCCAGGCAUCGGCACAGGUGGCAGCCCAAACCUGUGACCUCAUCAAGCGCCAUGUCCUUCCAAAGAAGAGCUCCGAACUCCCUGCAAAUGUGACGGCCGCCAGCUGUAUGCAAGCUGUCUUGUGCGCCAUGGAUGCACACUUGUCCAGCCCGGAAGUGCAGGAACAAGCCGUGUGGUGCUUGAAGAACUUGGCGUUGAACCGACCGGAAAACGAAGAGACAUUGAUGACGCUGGGAGGCGCUGAGGCUAUUUUGAGGGCCAUGACGGAGAACUGCAGCAAUGAAGCGGUGCAAAAGGAAGGCUGCGUGGCGCUGGCUAAAUUGACCACGGAACACCAGAACGUCUUGGAGUUUCUGAGUCUUGGAGCAGGUGAGGCCGUUUUGAAGGCUCUGCGAAACUACACAACCAGCACUGGUGUGCAAUGGUGGGCUUUUCAAGCCUUGGGAAAUUUAGCCGAGAGCAGUGAGGGAAGAGCAAAGUUGCGUAAUCUCCUGGCUGCUGGCGUCAUCAACGCUGCAAUGAGCAGCUGCAACUCUGAGAUCCAAGAGAAAGGCCAACUGCUUCUUGAAAAGUUGGGGCAGGUUGGCCACACAGGACCAUGA